AUGGCUGUGAAAAGAAAAAUUGAUACCACAGAAUCUCCUUUGAUAAGGUCAGAUAAAACACAAGCACCAUCUAAAUCCUCUUUGGUUCAUGAAAGUGCCGAAAUUUCCUUUCCAAGAGGUGGUUCUUCAGCAUUGACACCAUUAGAAUUGAAGCAAGUUGCAAACGAAGCUGCUACUGAUGUUUUAUUUAAUACUUCUAGAGGCCAAGAAGACAAGAAAAACUUACCAAAAAAGAAAAAGGCCAAAUUGGCUAAAAAUGCUUCCAAAGAAGGACAAGACGCUAAUGCUGAUGAUGAUGAUGACGAUGAUAAAAUUCGAAUCCAAGAACACGUUUCCUUUAAAAGUUUACCAGUCGGUUCCAAAUUACUGGGCCAAAUUAGUCAAAUUAAGAAACAUGCUCUAAUUCUAUCUUUAACUGAUAAUUUACGAGGAUAUGUUCCUAUAACCAAUGUUUCUACUCAAAUUAAUGAUUUGUUAGAUAACUUGAAGGGAAAUAUCGAAGAUUCAAAAAAUAAUGAAGAAGAGCAAGACGAUGAAAGUGAUUAUGAAUCAGAUGAAGAUAUUAAAGAAGAAAAAGAUGCGAUAAUAGAUUUGACUAAAAAAUUCUAUCUUGGCCAAUGGUUGAGAUGCCAAGUUACCAAAAACACGGCUUUAGAAUUACCUUCUAAAACAAAGAAAAUUGAACUAACCAUUGAACCUUCGGUUGUAAAUGAGGACUUUGAAACUGAGGAUUAUGGGAAUAAAAAUGGCGCUAUCCAAUGCAGUAUCAAAAGUAUAGAAGAUCACGGUGCUAUUUUAGAUAUCGGUAAUGGCAAAUUAAACGGUUUCAUUCCAAAUAAAGAAUUACCUCCCAAUGCUACUCCAGGUUUGGUUUUUUUGGGGUUUGUUUCCAAGAGCUCUGAUAGAACGGUCACAAUUAGUGGCAGAUCUAAUCCUACAAAUGUCAUAUCCACCAUAUCAUCUGUUGAUACAAUUGUUCCAGGUCAGCUUGUUGAUUUUUUGGUUGAAAGUGUUCGUCCAAACCAUGGUAUAUUUGGUAAAGUUUUUGGCUUAGUCAAUGGGUUUUUAAACCUAGCCCAUAUCAAUGUUAAAGAGAACUUUCAAGAAACUUUUUCUAUUGGGACCACUGUCAAAGUGAGAAUUAUUUCUAAUAUCUUGUAUAAGGGUCAUAGAGUUUUAUUGGUCUCUCAAUUAAACCACCUUAUCAAAUUAACAUCUUUUUCCACAGCUUUAGCAUCUCAACAAGCUUUAGAAUCAUUUCCAGUGGGCUACAUUUUCGAUGACAUUAAAAUUGUUUGCAAUGACGACCAAUACAUUUAUGCUAAAAUCAAUGAUCAAUAUUGGGGCCAAAUACAUCAUUCUAAAUACGAAAAAGAAGAUAGCAAGAAAAGGGCCAGAGUUUUGGGUUUUAAUGAGGUUGAUCAAUAUUACAUCUUGACUACCAAGAAAGCUGAUUUAGAAAUAGAAUACUUGAGUUCGAAGGAUAUACCAAUUGGUGAACUUUUGACUGGAUGUGAAAUUACUUCUGUUUCUGAUGAAUCUGGUAUUAACUUGAAAAUUUGUUCAGGUCGCUUCACCGCGCACGUUCCAACUAAACAUAUUUCUGAUAUCAGACUAACUUAUCCAGAACGUAAGUUCAAGAUUGGUAAUAAGGUUAAGGGCCGUGUCAUUAAUGUUAACAAGUCUAACGGCAGGGUCUAUAUAUCGUUAAAGAAAAGUAUUGUGACUGACCAGGACAAUAUAACUUUAAUUUCCGACUAUGAUGGCGCCUCUGAAUUAUUGAAAAAUGGGACGCUUACUCUGGCCACGGUUGAAAGCAUUAGGGAUAAUGGUUGUGUUGUUUCCUUUUUGGGUAACUUGCGGGGGUUUUUGCCAAAAAAGGAGGUGUCUGAAGCUUUUGUUAAGUUCCCAAAGGAUUUCUUAAGAUUGGGUCAAACAAUUACUGUCAAAGUUUUGGAUGUUGAUCAAAGUAAAAGAAGAGUUGUCGUUAGUUGUAGAUUUACAUCCGAGGACAAAUUAAAUAAACAAAAGGAAAUAGUCGAUUCCAUGGAAAUAGGUAGAACUAUUGUCGAUGUUAUAGUUGUUGAAAAGACUAAGGAUUCUUUGAUUGUUGAAUUGAAGGAUGAACCAUCUAUCAGAGGUGUUUUGUAUGUUGGACAUCUCUCUGAUUCCCGGAUUGAACAAAAUAGAGCUGAUAUUAAGAAAAUCAAGAUUGGUGCUGAACUAAAGGGUUUAGUUAUUGAUAAGGAUACAAGAACUAAAGUUUUCAACAUAACCUGUAAAAAAUCAAUGAUAAAAGACAGCAUAAACAAGACUUUGCCCCUAUCAUAUGAUGAUGUGAAAAGCUUUGGCACCAACCCAAUGCAUGGCUAUAUCAAAUCUCUAUCCAGUACCGGUAUUUUUGUUGCGUUUAAUGGUAAGUUUGUAGGUCUCGUUUUGCCAAGUUAUGCUGCUGAAAGUAGAGAUAUCGACUUGAGAAAAAAGUUUUAUGUCAACCAAUCUAUAACUUGUUAUUUAUUGAGAACUGAUGAAGAGAAAAAAAGAUUUUUGUUAACUUUGCGAGAACCCAAACCAGAAAAAUCCAAGGCCUCUGAUUCUGCUUCUUCUUUGUCAUCUUCCACUUUAAUCGGUCCAAUCGAUCCACAAAUUAAAACGUUGAAUGACUUAACUAUUGGAAAAUCCACCAAGUGUCAAGUUAAACAGGUCAAAAAGAACCAAUUAAAUGUUAUUUUGGCUGAAAACAUACAUGGUCGUAUAGACGUUAGUGAAAUUUUUGAUUCUUGGGACCAAAUCAAGAAUACAAAUUAUCCUUUGUCUAAAUACAAAAAAGAUGAUAUACUUGAUGUUAAAGUUAUCGGUUAUCAUGACGUUAAGACUCACAAGUAUUUACCUAUUUCUCAUGCCCUAUCGAAGAAUACCAUUUUUGAGCUAAGUACUAAAUCAAAAGAAAAGUUAAGCACCCUCAACGAUAUAAAGGUUGGUGAUGAAGUCAUUGGUUUUGUCAACAAUAUAGGCCAAAACUCUUUAUGGCUAACUAUUAAUCCCCAAUUAAAGGCUAAAAUUAGUUUAUUUGAUCUAACCGAUUCCACUAACAAGAUUGGUAACGAGGAAUCUGUAGAGGAGAAUUAUCCAUUAGGUUCUGCUAUUAAGUGUACUGUUAGCUCUAUUGAUAAGGAACACCAAAUUUUGAACGUUAGUGCCAGGAUAAAUAAAAUCGAAAAUGCUGCGGAUGUUGAAGUUGGUAAGGAAUACCCUGCCCGUGUCAUCAAAGUUACUUCCCACUAUGUUUUGGUUGACUUAGGCAAUAAUACCUCUGCCAUAUCUUUUAUCACUGAUGCCUUGGACGAUUACAAAUUGACGUUACCCGAAUUUUAUUCCAAAAAUCAAGUUGUAAGUGCUACUAUAAUUAGCAAAACAACUGAAGAUGCUGAGAGUAAAAUUAAUGUUUCUUUACGUAAAACUCAAAAUAUUACGAGUGCCAAAGACUUAACGGUAGGUCAAAUUGUGGAAGGUUUCAUUAAAACAAUCACUGACAAGGGUAUUUUUAUUUAUCUAGCUAGAAACUUGAAUGCUUUUGUUCCUGUUAGUAAAUUGACUGAUUCCUAUAUCAAGGAUUGGAAAAAGUUUUACAAACCCAUGCAACUUGUUACCGGUAAAGUUGUUACUUGUGACAAUGACAAAAAGAUUAUGUUGACCUUAAGAGAAAGUGAAGUCGAUGGUGAAUUGAAAAUUAUGAAAAGUAUUAAAGACAUUAAACCUGGUGACAUUUUCGAAGGUGUUGUUAAGAAUGUUACCGAUUUUGGUGUUUUCAUCAAACUAGACAACACAAUUAACCUCACUGGUUUAGCUCAUCGUAAUGAAGUUUCCGACUCUGCAUUAAACAAAGAUUUGAACCAGUUAUUUGGUCCUGGCGACAGAAUUAAAGCUUAUGUGUUAAAAACCAAUUUAGAAAAGAACCAAGUUUCUUUAUCUUUGAAGGCAUCCCGUUUCAAAGUGGAAGACAACAAGAAAGAUGCAGACACUAUUGACAAGGAAGAUGAUGAAGAUGGUGAUAUUAUAGAUAUUGAUUAUGAAAAUGAAAGUAAUGAUGAUGAUGAUGAUGGCGAAGGUGCAGAAGAACCACAACUUUCCAAAAAGGGCCCAAUUCCAACUAGUGAGGAUGGCUUGAGUUUAAGUGCUGGUUUUGACUGGACUGCCAAUAUUUUAGAUCAGGCUGAAAAUUAUGAUGACGAUGAUGAUGAUUUCAGCGAUAACGAAGAUUUUACCAGUGACAAAAAGUCCAAAAAGAAAUCUAAGCGGAAGAUUGCUGAAGAUAAAAGUAUUGAUAUCAACACCAAAGCUCCAGAAUCUGUGGCCGAUUUUGAGAGAUUGAUUCUUGGUAAUCCAAAUUCAUCCGUCAUAUGGAUGAAUUACAUGGCUUUCGAGUUACAAUUGGGAGAAAUUGACAAAGGUCGUGAGAUUGCAGAGCGUGCGUUGAAGACUAUCAAUUUUAGAGAAGAAAUGGAGAAGCUAAACAUUUGGAUUGCUAAGUUGAAUUUAGAAAAUACUUUUGGUACAGAUGAGACUUUAGAAGAUGUUUUUAAAAGUAGCUGUCAAUAUAUGGACUCUUAUGUUAUGCACAUGAAGUUGAUAGGCAUUUUUGAGGCUAGUGAUAAAGUUGAAAAGGCUUUAAGUUUAUUGAAAAAUGCUGCCAAGAAGUUUGGUUCUCAAAAGGUUCAAGUAUGGGUAAAUUGGGGUGAGUUGUUAAUUGACCAAGGUAAGACUUUAGAUGCACACAAGGUUUUAGCUAAUGCUUUGAAGUCUUUGCCCAAACGUGACCAUAUUGAGAUUGUACGCAAAUUUGCACAAUUAGAAUUUAAAAAGGGUGAUCCCGAACAAGGCCGUUCCUUAUUUGAAGGUUUGUUGGCGGAUGCUCCAAAGAGAAUUGAUCUGUGGAACGUAUAUAUCGAUCAGGAGGUUAAGGUUGGUAGCGACAAACAGAAAGUUGAAGAUUUAUUUGAACGUGUAUUUAAGAAUAAGAAGAUUACAAGAAAACAAGCCAAGUUUUUUUUCAAAAAGUGGUUGGAAUUUGAAGAUUCUAAGGGCGAUGAAAAAGCAGCAGAAUAUGUCAAGGCUAAGGCCAUUGAUUUUGUUGAAAAGAUGGGUGAUAAGUCGCAGAUAAAGGAGAACGAAGAGGAGGAUGUAGAAAUGGAGGAUUAA
Molecule: messenger RNA, 5199 nt
Organism: Saccharomycodes ludwigii
Lineage: Eukaryota; Fungi; Ascomycota; Saccharomycetes; Saccharomycodales; Saccharomycodaceae
Gene: RRP5
Product: Rrp5p
Exons: 1
Coding region: 1-5199 (1732 amino acids)
Biological process (GO): rRNA processing
Cellular component (GO): small-subunit processome; nucleolus
Molecular function (GO): RNA binding; protein binding
Source: RefSeq, a predicted model, not a curated record